AACUGCUCAAAUCAGGCUGACUUUCCAGACCGAUAAAACUUCCACCGAACUGAGUGAUGGCGGCCGUCGUGUCUGUUAGCACAGCUGCCAGAGAUGAAAGCACAGACACAGGGCUCAGCUUCGCCCCUCGUCCGCUUCACGAAAACUACGACCUCGCCGCGGACCACGAAACUUGGAUGUCCGGGGACCGCCGGUACCCCGAACUCGAACCGGGCGAGGAGGACUCAGCGUCUGAACGCGAGUGUCAGCGGAGGGUCGACGAGGACUUGACAUCACUGAGCCCCGAAGAGAUUGAGAGCCGCUUGGAGAGGACUCGCCGGGAGUUUUACAACCGUAGAAAAAUAAUCAUAAAGAAUCUGCCCUCCGACGUCAGCAAUCAGGAGGUCCAUGAGCUGUUGGGCAACUAUGACCUCAAGUACUGCUUUGUGGACAAAUACAAGGGCACAGCAUUUGUGACACUGCUCAAUGGGGAACAGGCACAGUGUGCCAUCAAAGACUUCCACCAGCAUGUGCUGCGGGACAGGGAGAUCUCUGUGCAGCUGCAGCCGACAGACGCUCUUCUAUGCAUCGCCAACCUGCCCCGCGCUUUCACCCAGCAGCAGUUUGAGGAGUUGGUGCGACCCUUUGGUAACCUGGAGCGCUGCUUUCUGGUGUACAGCGCCUCCUCGGGGCACUCCAAGGGCUAUGGCUUUGUAGAGUACAUGAAGAAGGACUCAGCCGCCAGGGCUAAGUCGGAGCUGUUAGGGAAACAGCUGGGCUCCCGUAUGCUGUAUGUCCACUGGACUGAAGUGGGCUCCCUCACAUACCCACUGCUGCACUCUAAAUGCCUGUGUGUGGACCGCCUGCCCCCGAGCCUGCUGACAGCCCAAGACCUCCGCAACGCUUUGGCUGACACCCAUGCGCCAGUCUUCUGCCAGUUGGCUCAGGGACAAGAUGGAAGUUUUCGGCGGUUUGCAGUGUUGGAGUUUGCCACAGCUGAGAUGGCCGAGGAGGCGCAGCGACUCACUGAUGGCAGGCUGCUGGGCGGGACACACAUCAGGGUGUCCUUCUGUGCCCCUGGCCCACCUGGAAGAAGCAUGUUGGCUGCUCUGAUUGCUGCCCAGACCAUGGCUGUGAAUAGGGGUAAAGGUCUCCUCCCUGAUCCCACAGCCAUGCAGAUACUUACAGGCCUCAAUAACCCUGCCACCCUCAAGAUGCUGCUCAACCCUCUGUCACAGGGACCCAAACAAGGCCUCCUGGGAGCGGCCCCUACGAUGCCCCUGCUGGCCAACCCCGCCCUCUCUGCCGCCCUGCUCCAGCUGCUCCUUCAGAACCAGGCCAAGGCCCAGCAGCAAGCCUUUCUGGGGAAUCAUCUUCUGUGGGCUCAGGUGCUACACAAUAAAGAAAACCCUCUAGUGGCUUGUCAGGCAGGACUCAUCGGGGAGAAUCCUCUGGCUGCUCUGCCUGUCCAGCAGGGAGUCCAUCUGCUCGGAGACCUGCCCCAAGGUGGUGUAGUCCCCGGUCUUGGUCUUCAGACAGAUCCUCUGGCCCCGCUGAAGCCAAUGCCACUUGGCAGAGCCCUGGUGAGGGAGCAGGAGUCCCCCACAGCAGCAUGCACUUUCCCCCAGACUUCCUCUCCCACCCUGCAGGGCAUCUCCAUGCCCCUGAUGGGUGGCAUGAUGGGGGCAGAUGGCCUCACAGCACAAGGGAUCUCUAUACUAGGAGAUCCUCCCAAAGAUGUGAACCAUCCCCAGAGUGGCUUCCUCAGUGUCAGCAAUGUUUUUCCCUCAGGAGGAAGCUGCAGACCUCACCCCUAUAGGAAGAGGCCGACGUUAAGUAAUGUGUCCAACCAGCAUGCACACCACAGCAUACAGCCUAAUUACAACCUGCGCUACCAGGAUUCCUACAGCCCAGAAUAUCCUCCUCUACAUCAGGAUCCUCUGGCCCACUUGUAUGAACAGCAGGAGAACCUUGAUACUGGAGCUUUGGCAGGAUUUGGUCAGCAGCUCUCUCGUCACCCUGACUACAGCGAGCGGUUUUCCCACUACAGUUACCCUCCCAGCGAACCCAUGUCCUCAUACUUCAGCUCAGGGCCCGAGGCGUCCAGUAACGGCAGCCUCCCUACCACCCAUCUGAACAGGGCUGUGGGAAUGCCACCGGUGAGCCACACCACCAACUACCCCCCAGGCCUGGGGAAUGCUGUAAAGACUCCCAUCGGUAGCCACAAGCGUGUGUUCUCCCGGCUGAUCCCAUCUCCAGAGCCAAGCCCUGAGGGCGGCUACGUGGGCCAGCACUCCCAGGGCCUCGGUGGCCACUACGCAGACUCCUACCUAAAGCGAAAGCGUAUUUUCUAACUACAGCUGAAGGCUUCUUGCUGUAGGAAUAGCCAUUCAGCAGCCAGGACACAAUGGCAUCUCCUCUGGUCUCUUCCAAUGAACUUUAUAGCGUGGUGGUCCUUGGAUUUGUCUCCUGUGUGCUCCUGUGAGUGACCCCUGGAGGGCGCCGGGGAGCGCAGCCUGUAGCUAUCUGGACAGUUGUGUCACUCCAUAGGAAUUCUUGGUGGUUGUAUUUUUUUCUGUUGUGUAUAUAUGAUUUUAGUGUGUUGGUAAAUUAAGUUUUUACUUUCUUUUUUUUAAAAUUUGACUUAAUUUCUUGUUGAAAACGUGUACAGUGAGAAAAAAUGGUUAACUAGCAAAUGAAGUCUUUUCUCUUAAGCAUUUUUUUUUUAUUCCCGUGUUGAGUGUGGUGUAUCGGCAGAGCUACAGAUAGUUUGGCCAGUUUUCAGUGGCAGCUAUAGGCUGCUUUUUAUAUUGUUUGACAUCCCACUCAAGUGAAGCUGUCCACAAUUUCAGGCAAAGGGACUUGGCGUAGUAUUAAAAAAGCUUUACUUUAAAAGGCUCUACUUUUUAAGAGCCUCUCUAACUCCAUGUAAAAAGUUCAGUAGUUUGUGUAAUGAGAUGGUGUUGUGGUGUUUCCCUCCUUCCACAGGGUUGUAUAUUUUGCUCUAUUUCCAGAUUCAGGCCUCGCCUCAUAGGUUAACGCGCAGCUUUCCAUCCACCAAUGAUAGCUGUGUUUACCUGCCUGUGUAUUAUGAAGGUGAAGAUUUUUACUAUACUGGCAUGUUUACUUUUCCACGUUGUUCGUCUUUUGAUCUGCACCCUCCAGCUUGUUUAAGGAGUCUGUUCUCUACACUGGUUGUCGAGUGAUGCACUUGGAGGUCACAAUAUCUGUACUCACCUCUCUGAGAUGCCAUUUUCGAGUCUCCUCUCACUCAUAUAUGUCCAGGAGUUGAAUAUUGUUUGUGUUUUAUGUGCGUUUUGUCUGCUAAGUUAAAAUUUUGAAUGUCUUAAAGUCCAAACACCACACUUCUGGUUGAGUUGGGUGGGUGGGGCGGUGGACAUGCACUGUGUGCCAUCUCUUGAGUCUGGGGAGGUGCUAAUGGAAGCUAGUGGCAGGUGAUUGGUCAAUGACAUGACUGUCCUUGUUUUUCCUUUUUUUUUCUUUUUUUUUUUUCGUAUGAUUAUCUGGUUGACAGUUUGAUUGUGAAAACCCAUUACCUCUGACUUCUGCUAGGAAAUGCAGCUACACUUGAGCCUUAACAGUGUUUUUUUUCUGUGACAUCAUCCUGCCCUGUGUUGGCUUCCAUCUACAUUUACCAUUUCUGUGUUUAUUUGCUGUGUACAUAGUUAAGCUUGAUCAUUUUCCCCUCCCUGAGUCCAAAACUUUUGUUUUCUUUAAUCAUACCUGCUUCCGGUCUGGUGUUUUGAAUGAAUUUGCUGCUUCUCCCGUGUUUUCGUCGUUUGCUUGUACGCUUGACAGCUGAUGUGAUCGAGAGUGGCGCCACAGCAGACCGCUCAUGUUGUGUAUGGACCAAGAGAUGCAGCCGUACUGUAUGAUGAUCAUUCGCUUUGAUCGAUUUGAUUCUAACUGCCAUCUUCUCAUCUGUACCGCCAUGGUUGUCUCUGUAUGUGUGUGACGUGAGCAAGUAAAUGUUAUUGAAACUCA
Molecule: messenger RNA, 3984 nt
Organism: Epinephelus moara (kelp grouper)
Lineage: Eukaryota; Metazoa; Chordata; Actinopteri; Perciformes; Serranidae
Gene: raver1
Product: ribonucleoprotein, PTB-binding 1
Exons: 15
Coding region: 57-2333 (758 amino acids)
Molecular function (GO): RNA binding
Source: RefSeq, a predicted model, not a curated record